CCUGUCCUGUGCAGCCACAUCUGUGAGAUUGACAGACAAGACUCAGAGGAGUCCAGGUGGAGCAGAUCAUAUCCUGACUCAGUAUUGCCACAGACGCCCAAACUGUCCUCAGAAGGCCAGUCUCAGCCCCUCCCCGGAAGUAACCAUCACACUUCUCAGCCAUGGACGAUGAGGUGACGGAAGAGGAGGUAGAGAAGUUUCUGGACUCCAAUGUCAGCUUUGCCAAACAGUAUUUCGACCUCCACUACCGAGCUAAGGUCAUCUCAGACCUGCUGGGGGCCAAGGAGGCGGCCGUGGACUUCAGCACCUACCACCCGCUGAGCAGCGUGGAGGAGAGUGAGAUCAUCUUCGACCUUCUGCGGGACUUCCAGGAGAACCUGCAGGCCGAGAAAUGCAUCUUCAACGUCAUGAAGAAGCUGAGCUUCCUCCUGCAGGCGGACCGCAUGAGCCUGUUCAUGUACAGGGCCCGGAAUGGCAUCGCCGAACUCGCCACCCGCCUCUUCAAUGUCCACAAAGACGCGGCCCUCGAGGAGUGCCUGGUGGCGCCCGACUCCGAGAUUGUGUUCCCCCUGGACAUGGGUGUGGUGGGCCACGUCGCACACUCUAAAAAGCUCACUAACGUCCCCAGCACAGAAGAGGAUGAACAUUUCUGUGACUUUGUGGACACCCUCACGGAGUACCAGACCAAGAACAUCUUGGCUUCCCCCAUAAUGAACGGGAAGGACGUGGUGGCCAUCAUCAUGGCUGUGAAUAAAGUGGGUGGGCCCCACUUCACCAAGGGAGAUGAAGAGAUUCUGCUCAAGUACCUCAAUUUUGCCAAUCUAAUUAUGAAGGUGUUCCAUCUGAGUUACCUGCACAACUGUGAGACUCGGCGUGGCCAGAUACUGCUGUGGUCUGGGAGCAAAGUCUUUGAAGAGCUAACGGACAUCGAGAGGCAGUUCCACAAAGCCCUGUACACGGUCCGAGCCUUCCUCAACUGCGACAGAUACUCUGUGGGGCUCUUAGACAUGACCAAGCAGAAGGAAUUUUUUGAUGUGUGGCCAGUCCUGAUGGGUGAAGCGCCACCAUACACUGGCCCAAGGACUCCGGAUGGAAGGGAAAUCAACUUUUACAAGGUCAUUGAUUACAUCCUGCAUGGCAAGGAAGACAUAAAAGUAAUCCCGAAUCCACCUUCUGACCACUGGGCUUUAGCAAGUGGUCUCCCCACUUAUGUUGCUCAGAAUGGUUUGAUUUGCAACAUCAUGAAUGCGCCUGCAGAGGACUUUUUUGAAUUCCAAAAAGAGCCUCUGGACGAGUCUGGGUGGAUGAUUAAAAAUGUCCUUUCUAUGCCUAUUGUGAACAAGAAGGAAGAAAUUGUUGGGGUGGCCACAUUUUACAAUCGCAAAGAUGGGAAGCCCUUCGAUGAAAUGGACGAGACCCUCAUGGAGUCUUUGGCUCAAUUCCUAGGCUGGUCUGUCUUAAAUCCUGAUACCUAUGAGUCCAUGAACAAACUUGAAUAUAGGAAGGAUAUUUUCCAGGAUAUGGUAAAAUAUCAUGUGAAGUGUGACAAUGAAGAAAUCCAGAAAAUCCUGAAAACCAGAGAGGUGUAUGGGAAAGAGCCGUGGGAAUGUGAGGAAGAGGAGCUGGCUGAGAUCCUGCAAGAAGAGCUGCCAGAUGCAGAGAAAUAUGAAAUUAAUAAAUUCCACUUCAGUGACCUGCCCCUGACAGAACUGGAGCUGGUGAAAUGUGGGAUACAGAUGUAUUAUGAGCUCAAAGUGGUAGAUAAAUUUCAUAUUCCUCAAGAGGCGCUGGUGCGGUUCAUGUACUCCCUGAGCAAGGGCUACCGCAGGAUCACCUACCACAACUGGCGGCACGGCUUCAACGUGGGGCAGACCAUGUUCUCCUUGCUGGUGACUGGAAAGCUGAAACGAUACUUCACAGACCUGGAGGCCUUGGCCAUGGUCACCGCUGCCUUCUGCCACGACAUUGACCAUAGAGGCACCAACAACCUCUACCAGAUGAAGUCCCAGAACCCACUGGCCAAGCUCCAUGGCUCCUCCAUCUUGGAAAGACACCACUUGGAGUUUGGAAAAACAUUGCUGCGAGAUGAGGGCUUAAACAUCUUCCAAAACCUCAAUCGCAGGCAACAUGAACAUGCAAUCCACAUGAUGGACAUAGCCAUCAUAGCCACAGACCUCGCCCUGUAUUUCAAAAAGAGGACCAUGUUCCAAAAGAUCGUGGAUCAAUCGAAGACAUUUGAAACGCAACAGGAGUGGACGCAGUACAUGAUGCUGGAACAGACGCGGAAAGAAAUCGUUAUGGCCAUGAUGAUGACCGCCUGCGAUCUCUCAGCCAUCACCAAGCCGUGGGAGGUGCAGAGCAAGGUAGCUCUGCUGGUGGCUGCUGAAUUCUGGGAGCAAGGUGACCUGGAGCGCACGGUGCUGCAGCAGAACCCCAUUCCCAUGAUGGACAGAAACAAGGCGGAUGAGCUCCCCAAGCUGCAGGUCGGCUUCAUCGACUUCGUCUGCACCUUUGUCUACAAGGAAUUCUCCCGCUUCCACGAGGAGAUCACGCCCAUGCUGGAUGGGAUCACCAACAACCGCAAGGAGUGGAAAGCACUUGCUGAUGAGUAUGAGGCCAAGAUGAAGGCUCUGGAAGAGGAGAAGCAGAAGCAGCAGGCAGCCAAGCAAGCAGCCACGGGAAAUCAGCCCGGGGGGAACCCCAGCCCUGGAGGGGGCGCCCCUGCAUCCAAGUCCUGCUGCAUCCAGUAGCCCAUGGGGAACCCACUGACCAGAAUGGCACUGCCCUGCGUGCGAAGAGAUCACCCAAGCCACGGGCAAACAGGACACCUCUUGAGAAGUAAGAGCCACAGGAUUUGCAAGCUGAAUGAGAACUUAGCCUAUAUCUUACCGAGGGCCUUUCAAGUUCUCAGCCUUGAGAACUUUUGAUUGAUCUGAAACCAACAUUCUAGCUGUCAUCGACAUCAAUUAAAUAUGUAGUGAAUGCCAGGUUCAACUG
Pipistrellus kuhlii (Kuhl's pipistrelle) is the source of this 2997-nucleotide messenger RNA. RefSeq names its product phosphodiesterase 6A (gene PDE6A). Gene Ontology annotation, molecular function: protein binding; 3',5'-cyclic-nucleotide phosphodiesterase activity. Gene Ontology annotation, biological process: signal transduction. The transcript is spliced from 22 exons. Bases 162 to 2750 code for a protein of 862 amino acids. NCBI's taxonomy places the organism in Eukaryota, Metazoa, Chordata, Mammalia, Chiroptera, Vespertilionidae. The record is from RefSeq and is a predicted model, not a curated record.